AUGUCUCAGGUUGCAGCUAUAGAUGAGUACGCUCCCCUGUUCGCGCCCUUUUUCGGUUUUGCAGGAUGUGCGUUUGCCAUGGUUCUAUCGUGUCUCGGUGCGGCAAUAGGGACUGCAAAGUCCGGUAUUGGUAUUGCUGGUAUCGGUACUUUCAAGCCCGAGUUGAUCAUGAAGUCGCUGAUUCCCGUGGUUAUGAGUGGUAUCUUGGCAGUCUACGGACUGGUGGUGGCCGUUUUGAUCGCUGGAGGUUUGUCUCCUAAGGAGGAUUACACGUUGUUCAACGGGUUCAUGCAUAUGAGCUGUGGACUCUGCGUUGGCUUCGCGUGCUUGAGUAGUGGCUACGCCAUCGGAAUUGUGGGCGAUGUUGGUGUGCGUAAGUACAUGCAUCAGCCAAGACUUUUCGUGGGUAUCGUGCUAGUGUUGAUUUUCGCUGAAGUGCUAGGUCUAUACGGCAUGAUCAUCGCCCUAAUUCUUAACACUAGAAGCUCCGGCUGA
This is a messenger RNA of Lachancea nothofagi CBS 11611, 495 nucleotides long. The record is from the annotation of a GenBank genome assembly. NCBI's taxonomy places the organism in Eukaryota, Fungi, Ascomycota, Saccharomycetes, Saccharomycetales, Saccharomycetaceae.